AUGGUGAAUCCGAGGCGGCGACUCCCGGCGUGGUACUAUCGUCUAGUUGCUCUCACCAUCAGGGAGGCUCGAGAUGUGAGUGCUCAGGACUUUGAUGAAGAUCUCUCCAGCCUCUCUAGCGCCCCUAGUCACUCUAGUGUCUCCGGUCUCUCCAGGUUCUCUAUCGAUUCUGAAAGUGAUGACGAGGAGGAUGGCGAGAUUUAUCAGGAUGAUACCGUGUCGAGUAGAUCCUAUAAUGGGGAGGAUGCCGAUUACUACUAUGAACUCAAAGCGGAGCGUAAAGCACGGAAACGGGAGUUGAAGGCAAUCAGAGAGUACGACCAACAAUCAAAGGACAGCGAGCGAGCUUUUGAUCAAGGCAAGGAAAAAGAAGUCCAAGAGAUGUAUGAUUCUCUCCAAAAUGCAGAGAAGCAAAGCAAAACACCUCUGGGGUCCAUUGUUGGCCGGUUCUACCUACAUUCGAGCAACCACGUCGACUAUUGCCCCGGUUCAGACAGGUUUCCGUCAAAAUAUGUCGAAUUCUAUCACCUGGACAAGGAUGGAGCGCCAUCACGACAUGGCCGACAAAUGGAAGGAUAUAUUUCUAUCAAUCCGGCCACUGACUGUUAUUUUGGGCCAUUUUCCCCUCCCAAACACACUGGGCUAGAAGAGUUUCAAUUAACAAGCAACUGCCGAAAACAUAACCUCGUGUUUCAAUUCCUCAGCCACGACUAUAUAAAGCUAAAAGUCCCUUGUGAAGUAGCUUUCAAGCGCGGGGAGACACCUACAGACGCACCUGAGGUCUUUGAAUUUGCAGGAAUCCGUCACGAUUUUGAAAAGGCCAAGGAAGAAAGGAAGAGAAAACGCUCUCCGUCCCCACGGGAGACUUACUUUGAGAUGAAUCAUCCUCAGGGGUGGUGGAAUCAAAAUCGAGGAUGGCCGUAA
This is a messenger RNA of Uncinocarpus reesii 1704, 924 nucleotides long. RefSeq lists its product as uncharacterized. The transcript is spliced from 2 exons. The record is from RefSeq and is a predicted model, not a curated record. Lineage: Eukaryota; Fungi; Ascomycota; Eurotiomycetes; Onygenales; Onygenaceae. Bases 1 to 924 code for a protein of 307 amino acids.